AAAUAAUUUCUGAGUUGUUAGAAGCCCCCACCUCUAUAGGUGCCGAAUUUGAUAUUAUGGCAGAUUCACUUACCAAGGAAGAAGUUAAUGAAUUUAGAGAGAGAGUAGGGAGAUAUUUAGCCAGGUCCACUAGUUAUCAUGAUCAGUCAGAAGAAAAAGAUUACCAUAAUCUAAUGAACGGAAUUUUGAGUACUUUGGGGCUAGAAUAUUUGGUUAUUUCCAAUUGUGAAUCAGGAGAUGGUCGUUAUGAUCACGCUCUAAUUCCUCUGGCAGACAAACCUCGCAAUACCGCUUUCAUUUUUGAAUAUAAAAAGGCAGUUAAUCAAGAAGAUAAAGAACUAGAUUUAGCAGUUCAGAAAGGUUUAGACCAAAUUGAUGAAAAACGCUAUGACCUAAGAGUAAAACAACAGCCCCAAGUUAAAAGAAUUAUUAAAGUUGGAUUGGCCUUUUUUGGAAAAAGGGCCAAAGCAAAAUAUAAAAUAGAAGAGAGAGUAUCAGGCGAUAAUUGA
Messenger RNA from Racocetra persica, 509 nucleotides. Lineage: Eukaryota; Fungi; Glomeromycota; Glomeromycetes; Diversisporales; Gigasporaceae. The record is from the annotation of a GenBank genome assembly.